GGAAGUGGACGAAUUUGAAUCUUGUGGGCCGUUGGAUGGGGCUGCUCGCGGUCGGCUUUGCGGCUCCGCGGAAGAAGGGAAAAGUGACACGACCAUUCUGGAACUUCUGCCCAACGCGCCUUGUAAAAUGAAUGAAAAUAAACCUGGUACCUCACAGAAUCUUGCUUGUGUUUUUUGUCGAAAAAAUGAUGACUGUCCUAAUAAAUACGGAGAAAAGAAAACUAAUGAGAAAUGGAAUCUCACUGUACAUUACUAUUGUUUGUUGAUGUCAAGUGGAAUUUGGCAGAGAGGUAAAGAAGAAGAAGGAGUUUAUGGUUUUCUAAUAGAAGACAUCAGGAAAGAAGUGAACAGGGCUUCUAAACUGAAAUGCUGUAUUUGCAAGAAAACUGGUGCUUCAAUUGGAUGUGUUGCACCCCGAUGUAAACGAAGUUAUCAUUUCCCAUGUGGACUUCAGAGAGAAUGUAUUUUCCAAUUUACUGGCAAUUUUGCGUCAUUUUGUUGGAAACAUCGACCUGUUCAAAUAAUUACAUCUAAUAAUUAUAGAGACUCCUUACCAUGUACCAUUUGCUUGGAAUUUAUCGAGCCUAUUCCAACUUACAGCAUAUUACGAAGUCCUUGUUGUAAGAAUGCUUGGUUUCAUAGAGACUGUUUACAGGUUCAAGCAAUAAAUGCAGGAGUGUUUUUCUUUAGAUGCACAAUAUGCAAUAAUAGUGAUAUAUUUCAGAAAGAGAUGCUGAGAAUGGGAAUUCAUAUUCCUGAAAAAGAUGCAUCUUGGGAAUUAGAGGAAAAUGCUUAUCAAGAACUUCUGCAGCACUAUGAGCAUUGUGAUGUCCGAAGAUGUCGUUGCAAAGAAGGGCGAGACUAUAAUGCACCUGAUAGCAAAUGGGAAAUAAAGCGCUGUCAGUGUUGUGGUUCUAGUGGAACACAUUUAGCUUGUUCCUCAUUACGAUCAUGGGAACAAAAUUGGGAGUGUUUGGAAUGUAGAGGUAUUCUCUACAAUUCAGAGGAUUUCCAAAAAGCCAAAAAACAUACAUUACCCAACACUAACAGUGUGGGAAUAACUGAUUGUUUGUUGGAAGAAUCAUCACCUAAAUUACCCAGACAGUCACCUGGAGCCCAGCAUAAAGAUCUACUGAGGCAAGGCAGUAAAUUUAGAAGAGACGUUUCAACAAUAAUGAUGGAAUUGGGAUUUCAAAUUAAAAAAAAAACUAAAAGAUUAUGGAUUAAUAAAGCCAAUAUCUGGAAUAGUGCCUUAGAUGGAUUCAGAAAUCAAAACUUUAAUCCUUCAUACACAAUUGAAGUAGCAUAUAUCAAUGAAAAUGAUAAUUUUGGAAGAGAGCAUCCUGGAUCAAAGCAAGAAUUCCUAAGUCUCUUAAUGCAGCAUCUUGAGAAUUCACCAAUAUUUGAAGGGUCCUUGUCAAAGAAUUUGUCUCUAAAUUCUCAAGCUCUGAAGGAGAAUCUUUACUAUGAAGCUGGCAAAAUCCUUGCCAUUUCUUUGGUUCAUGGUGGUCCUUCACCUGGUUUCUUUUCUAAAACCUUGUUUAACUGCCUUGUUUAUGGACCAGAAAAUACCCAACCAAUUUUAGAUGAUGUUUCAGACUUUGACGUGGCACAAAUUAUAAUCAGGGUAAAUACUGCAACAAAUGUGGCUGACUUAAACUCAGUAGUAAAUGAAUGCUAUAACUACCUAGAGCUUAUUGGAUGUCUAAGACUUAUAACUUCAUUAAGUGAUAAAUAUAUGUUGGCAAAAGACAUACUAGUUUACCAUGUAAUUAAGAGAGUCCAAGCACCCUUUGAAAGUUUUAAGCAGGGUCUGAAAACUCUUGGUGUUUUGGAAAAAAUUCAGACUUACCCGGAAGCCUUUUAUAGCAUCUUCUGUCAUAAACCUGAGAAUCUUUCUGCAAAAAUUCUUAGUGAUCUUUUUACAGUAUGCACAUUAUCUGAUGUACAGGCUUUGGGAUUUUGGAACAGUUAUUUACAGGCUGUUGAGGAUGGUAAAUCUGCAAUAACAAUGGAAGACAUUCUUAUUUUUGCAACUGGUUGCAGUUCCAUUCCACCUGCGGGAUUUAAACCCACUCCUUCAAUUGAGUGCCUUCAUAUGGAUUUUCCUGUUGGAAACAAGUGUAAUAACUGUUUAGCUCUUCCAAUCACCAAUACAUAUCAAGAAUUUCAAGAAAAUAUGGACUUUGCCAUAAGAAACACUCUAAGACUAGAAAAGGAAGAAAGUUCUCACUACAUUGGACAUUAAAAUGUUUUGAACAAAGAAAUGCUUCUUUACAAGCUGCUAUUGAUACUUUUUGUUUCAGAAAUCUGUCCAUUUGAACAAACUUGUCAGCUUUUUGGCCCAAUAAAGUUUAUAUGAACAUAAAGGAAUGUUUUGGCCACUUAAGCUAAAAAAAUUUUUUGUUAACGUGUACCAGUCAAAAUGAUGAUACUUUUCUAUUUUCUUAAUAUACACGUGUCAUAAACUUUAAUAUAAAUAGUUUUAAAACAGCUGUACAGACUUUUUUCAAGUAUAAUAGCAUGGUAUAUAUAUUCACUGUUUCUGCAAAUUAGCAUUAGCUCUAGGAUGCCACCAUGAUUUUUCUAGUUUUAUAUAAUUUUCAAAUUAUUUUAUUUUAAAGCAUUAAAUAGAAAAGCAAAUUGAUAAAUCCUGUUAUAUAAAUCAAAGGCAUAUAUUCUGGGGUAUGUGUUAUAAGUAUUUUUUCUAGGAUGGCUCUAAAUUGGAUAAAAAUGUUUUUAGAUUACUGUUUUAUGUUGAAACAGACCCACACUGCAAUUAGAUUAUGCCUAAUGGGAAGUAUUAUAUGAAAAAGCAGAAUUGCACAAAUAUUCUAGAACCUAUGGACAUUCCAUAGUCUUAAGAACACUUCUGAGGUGGAUAAAGUAUAGUUGAAAAUAUCUUAAAAAGUGUUUAAAGGCUUGGCUUUAAUCAUAGGAUUUUCUUUUUUUCUCUGUAUCCCAUGUGUGGUAUUAAGCCACAUUAUGUCUGAUCCAGAAUCAUGUGGGGUGUGUCAAUUUAUCUCUGUGGAUUGCCAUGUGAUAUAUUUGACUCUUUGACAGUUAUUUAUUAUCAAGUUGGUUGUAUGAUAGGUAAGCUGGUACCACUGCAUUAUACAGUUACCUUCUUUGCUCUUGAAAGAUAUCUGUUAUUAUAUAAGCAAUGUAAAAAUAUGUAAGAAAGAAAUACAAAUAGAAUGAAAAACCCACUCUAAUCUCACCAUGCAGAAUUAACUACUGUGUUUCAUUCAUUCUAUAAACUACCUUUCCUUUCAAACUUUAUUAAUGUUACUAAAAGUCAAAGAAUAUCUAAAAGUAAUAAAUCAUGUAAUAACAGUUUGAAGGUACAUAGUCCCAUAGUCAUGUCCCCAUGUUCAUAUUCUUGCAAAAGAAGAAAGUGGAAAAGUUUUAUGUUCCUAAUCUAUUAUCAAACAUAAAUGGGUCUUCCACCAAAGUAAAUUUAAAUUGGAUGAGAGGUAAAUCAUGAGAGGUUGGUUUUAACGUCAUUUUUUUAUAUACAAAGCAGGUAACAACUAUCAUCAUAUUCUCAUCCUCCCCAAGACAUCCUUAAAUUAUUGAUAUUUUCAAAGAAAAACAACAGGACUGAUUUGAUACUGGUGAUGUAUCUCUUAAUACCAAAGGAAAACUAAAACAUAAAUUAAACCCAGCAAAUUAAAGUUUCAUUUUAAUUUGAAGUUUUUAAGAACAUUAUACAAGGCAUUUAUUUGUCUUGUAUUGAAUUGUUAGAUAAUCAAAAGUAAUUCAAGGAUUGAUUAAGAAAGUUUGAAUAUCUAAUAUAAACUUCAAAUUUGCCAUACAGCUUUUAUUCCAAAUGUGUUGAUAAAUUGGAUAUUUCUCAACCGUACCUAGUUUUUAUAAAAAGCCAUUAAACCAAGAGAAACCAAAAAAUCUAAUUAAAGCUAUUUUCUGGGGUCAUUUGUAGUUUUAAUUUCUCCUACAGUGGUAAUUAAAACUGAUGAACAUUCACACAGUUUUUGGGUGGGGUGGGGUUGUAAGGGAAGCAAUGUGCUUGGGUUGACUAUAAUUAAAAACAGUAUUUCAGCUCUCAUUUCACUAUUUUAUGUGUAGACAGGGCCUUGGGAUAAGGUGUGAUGUAAAUAAUUAGGAUAUUCACAUUUUAAUGUGAAGCAUACUCAUUGCAAAGCAUUUUCUAGGUUUAAGGAUGUUACAUAAGUUUGGUUUUUAGGUUAGUUUAUAUAGUCAAGGCAUAGUAGAGAAUCCUAUAGGUUAUUUAUUUUCUGCAGUGUUACUAGGUCACAUGGUUGAUACUGUGAUGUUCUUUUUCUAUUCAUUGUUCUAGUCAGUACACAACUCUUACUGAUUUUUAAAAGUAAUUAUGCUAUAAAGCCUUAUAAAUGUGUAUUUGUAUUAACUAUUUCAGUCAUCUAAAUGUCAUAUAUUUCAAGUUUGUUUUCUAUUGCUCUCAAUAUUAAGGAAAACCAUAAAGUCAUCUAUUGUACAUUUACUGUUAAUAGUCUGGUUAGUUUUAAAUUCAUUGUUUUUAGACACUUUUAAAAACUUUUAGUAUGGGAACUUCAUCUGAAGACCUUUUAUACAGUUCUUUACUAUUCUUGUACUUAGUCAUUUUAAUGUUUUAGUAUUUAAGGUUAAAGUUUCUUCAAAAUAUCUUGUCAGAAACUGGGUUAUGAUUUUAUACAUUGUAAUAUUUAAUUUCCAUAUUAUGAAUAAGCCAUUAUUUGGGUCAAGUAAAAAGCUUUCAUUUGAUUACUAACCUGAGAAUUCACUUUGGCUUCUACUUUAUGCCAAACUUGUAAUAAUUUUUUCCCUAAAUUUGUGGAAGCUAUUGGAACUCAGUGCUGAAUGCUAAGUAAAGGAGAUUAUAAUAGGUAAGUUUUCUCCAUGACUUCGCCUUUAGUAUUUAGUCAUUAUAAGAAAAUGAUUAAAACAAAAAUUCUAUUUAUAUGUAAUUCUUUGAUAUAGGGAUUAUCACAUUCUUCAUCAUUUUACAAUAAGCUAUUAAACUAGUGUUUAUGCUUUAAGCAAUGCAAUACAAAGUUUUAUGCUUCAAGUAAUGCAAUACAAAGUAGAACACAUUGAAUAAUGGAUUACUUGAAUGUAUAUGUAGUUUAGAAGAAUUUGGAUUGCUUUGAAAAGAUCCAAUUUUCAAGUUCUCAUUUAGACUGUUAUCUUUUCCAAUUGCCAAACAUAUUCCAAUACCUACUGUAUGCCAGAUAUUAUGCUAGGUGAUAGUUGAUGUGGCAGCCUAUUCUCCCCUCCCCCUUUUUUGACUUCAGAUGUAACCAGAAAACAUGAUACUUAUAAUGACGUUUCCUAAAUAAAUAUGUUCAUGCUACUAAAUGUGAAGUGCUUAUAUGAACUAAGUUAAAUAACUUGUUAGGAUUUAUUGAGGUUAAGAUUCUGACAAUACUAAAUAGAUACAAGUCUUUUUCAUAUUUGUGAGAUCUUGUAAGCAGUUGUUGGCUAACACCUGAGAACCUCUCUUGAAUGAGCCAUUCUGAGACAUUCUGUGUUAAAACCUAUUCCCUAAUGUAAAAAAAUUGUUUGCCAGAAUAAAUUAUUUAAGCCAAAAAUCUGCAUAGGUAUAGCCAGUUAGUUAAAAGUCUACAGUAAAUUAUUAGGUUAACACUUUGAAGCCAUAGUUUGAUUCUUGCUGAUUCUAAGAAUGCAUAACAAAUUCCUCUCUCAAUCUCAGCCUUACAGGUUCUAUUUGUCUACUGCCACUAUUUUGUGGGAUAUAUUUUUUUAUACUUUUUUUGCCCACCUGUGCACUCCUUGGUCAGAACAGUUUUUAUCAUUUCAUAUGUAUAUACUGUAUAUAGAUGUUAAACAUUGUCUUAAUGUUUUGUAUUAAUAUGACUCACAGUCUGAGGAAGAAGUCUGUGAUAGAACUGAAAUGGUUAGCUGAUAGAUUUGCAUUUGAAAAUGAAAGUACCCAGAUGAACAAGAUUGGGCUCUCCGAUAUUGGAAGAUGAUAAAAAGUGUAUGUUUUACUUUCCAUGAAGACAAACGAUGAAGUAGAACUUUCCCCUAGGGCAGGAAUUGUCAUUUCUGUUUAAUUAACAGUACACUUAGAUCAUUGGUGAUUCCUUCAAAAUAAUACUGAAGAAAACAGUAAAUACUCCCAACAGUAAAUUUCUUAGUGAUUAUGCCAAUUAGCUGUAAAAAUGAGAGAUGAUGCAAUUCUUAAAGGUAAAGAAUGUAGGUUCAUAACCUUUUAUCAACCUAUUUUUCCCACCCACCAGCCCCUGGUAGCCACUCUUGGUCUGUUUCCAUGAAUUUGGCACCUUUUCUUUUUUUUUUAGAUUCCCCAUAUAGUUCAUUUGAUGUAGUGACAACUUUCAGCUGUAAGAUGAAUAAGGUUUGAGACCUAAUAUAUAAUAUGGUGACUACAGUUGAUAACUAUUGUAUAAUUGAAAUUUGCUGAGUAGAUUUUAAAUAU
Molecule: messenger RNA, 6442 nt
Organism: Zalophus californianus (California sea lion)
Lineage: Eukaryota; Metazoa; Chordata; Mammalia; Carnivora; Otariidae
Gene: G2E3
Product: G2/M-phase specific E3 ubiquitin protein ligase
Exons: 15
Coding region: 128-2248 (706 amino acids)
Cellular component (GO): nucleus
Molecular function (GO): ubiquitin-protein transferase activity
Source: RefSeq, a predicted model, not a curated record